AUGAGCGCGGUCAAUCUCAAUGACGACCAAGCCGAGGCUGUCACCUACGACAUUACCGGGAACUUGCUGGUCUUGGGUACCGGGGCCGGGUCGGGCAAGACGCGGACGCUGACCGAGCGGAUUGUGCACAUGGUGCGGAGUGGAGUCCCCCCGAGACGGAUUCUGGCUGUCACUUUUACCACCAAGGCUGCCGACGAGAUGAAGGAGCGCAUACUCGCUGCGCUCGACGACGACAAGGCGACGGUGGACAAGCUCGAUGUGCGGACGUUCCACUCGUUCUGCUUUCGCCUUGUCUCGCGGUUUGCGCGCAAUGCACAGGCAAUGCGCGGUGCGGGCGGGAACUCGGAGAUCACUUCGCUGCGGACUAUUUCCCAGCCGCAGAUCCUGGACAUCCUGCAAGAGUGCCUCGCCGCCAUCCGCCGCUCACACGGCGACCACUCGGGCGUCACGCGCGGCGUCGCUGGCGAGAUGGCCAAACUCAUUGCCGCGUGCAAGGUCCGCGGUCUCGGCCCAGAUGCGCCCGAGGUCAAGCAGCAUCCGAACUUGCAUCUGCCGGCAGCGUACGUGCGCUACGAGGCUGCGCUCGCCGAGCAGGGCGCCAUCGACUUUGGCGACAUGAUCCAGCUCGCCGUCAAGCUGCUUGAGGGCGAUGCCGAAGUGGCGCGGACGUUUGCCUCUGCUUAUACCUGCAUUCUGGUCGACGAGUUCCAGGACACGUCGCUGAUGCAGUGGCGGGUGCUCGGUGCCAUGGUCAACCACCCGGACUCAGCGGCGUCGAUCACCGCCGUUGGCGACCAAAAUCAGCAGAUCUACUCGUUCCGCGGCGCCGACUCGCGGUGUAUCCUCGAGUUUAUGCGGCUUUUUGGCUCUGCCGACCGCAAGUGCAAAGUCAUCAAGCUUCGCGAGAACUACCGCUCGACACGGACCAUUGUGGCGGCUGCCGCGCAUCUGCUCAAGGCGGCGUCGCGGGCCGGGCCCAAGCGCAGCCGCGGGCCGGCCGGCCACGACACUUCGUCGCCGGCCCUUUUCUCCCGCAAGUCGCAGGGCCAGCCAAUCCACGUCCUCGAGGCAAGCUCGUCCGAUGGCGAGGCCGCACUUGUCUUUGAGCAAAUCAAGCAGCUGCUCACGUCGGGCGCAAGCCGGCCUGGCGACAUCGGCGUCCUCUUCCGCAACUCGAAGAACAACUUUGUCCGCCAGGCCCUCAUGGUUCUACUUGACGACGACGGCAUCCCCUACGUUGGCGCUGGCGGCAGUGCGCUUGUCCAGCGGCCUGAGAUCCGCAACAUCGCUGCGUAUCUCGCCCUUGCCGUCGACGAGUCUGACGACGACGCCUUUGAGCGGGUGAUCAACGUCCCGGCGCGCUCAAUCGGCAAGGUCACGCUGAGCGCGCUGCGGCGAGCACGGACCGGGCCCAACGCCUCCCUCAUGGCCGCCGCCCGCUCGCUGGCGCGAAGCCCGCUGCUGAAGCGUGCCCAGCGUGGAGCUGUCGGCGCCUUUGUCAAGACCAUCGACGCCAUCGCAGGCGCCGCCUCGGGCGGCGUCCUCGACCUGCGCUCGGUCGUCGCCACCACUAUUGCCGCCUCCAAGUACAAGAGUCACCUCAAGCGUGUCCAUGCCAGCCUGCCGGCUCCGACCGAGUCCGAAUCGCAGUCCGAGGCCCAAACCACAGCCCGCGCCGCCGCUGCCCGAUCAUGCGCCAAGGCCCUGGCCGCGCUCGACCAGCUCCUCGACGUGGCCACCAAGUUUCAGGCCCGAGUUACGCUCCCGGACGCCGGGCCGUCGGCCGGCCGUGGUCUGCUCCCGCUUGCUGCCGCCUUUGCGCGGUCGCUCGUUGGCAAGCCGAUGGUGCCUGAGCACGCACUCGACCUUGUCGCCCACGAUGCUGUCUCGGGUAUCACCUUUUCGACCAUCCACCGCGCCAAGGGCCUCGAGUGGAAAGUUGUCUUUAUCAUCGCCGCCGCUGCAGGCGUCAUGCCCUUUACCGCCGGCGGCUCGGCUGCCCUCGGCGGCUCAGACUCUGACGCCGAGGAAAAACUCGACGAGGAGCGCCGUCUCUUGCACGUUGCCAUGACCCGCGCCAAGUCGCGCCUCUUCAUUUCGUUCUCCGGCCGGCCCUCACCAUUUCUCGCCGACCUUCCGCCCGACGCGCUAGCGCACGUCAAGGCUGACGAUGCCCCGGCCGGGUCGGCUGCGCUUCGUCGUGCCCCCAACUCGCGUGCCGCCAUCCCGGCAUCAGCCCCUCAGGGCUUUGUCACCGCUCGCCAGGUUCACAAGACUGCGCAAGCCCGCGCUGCAGCAUCUUCCUCUACCGCUCCGCCGCGCGGACCCAAUCGUCCGCGCCCGCGCCCGCGCCUCCACUCGCGUCCGCGCCCAUCCGCCGCCGCUUCUACUGCUAGCUCGCCCUUUGCAUCCGCGGCCUCGCUGGUGACCAAGGCCAAGGCCAAGGCCAAGCCGGCGUCGCCGUUCGAGAUGGCCUCCCAGAGCAGAGCCGCAUCACGGCCGAUUGCUCCCGAGCUCAUGGCAUCGUUUAGCCCACCACCCGCGCCGCCUGUUCAGCCUGCCCCUCCCGUGCCAUCCAAGCGCAAGCGGACUGCUCCCGAGGCGACCAAGCCCAGCGCUGCCAGCGCCGAGGUCGUGGUUGUGGAUCUGACUGGCGAACCACGGCGGCGCCGUCCAACACGCACAUAGUGCGGUCCGCGGCGUCC
Messenger RNA from Thecamonas trahens ATCC 50062, 2705 nucleotides. RefSeq names its product UvrD/REP helicase. Gene Ontology annotation, molecular function: ATP binding; DNA helicase activity; hydrolase activity. The transcript has 2 exons. The record is from RefSeq and is a predicted model, not a curated record. Lineage: Eukaryota; Apusomonadida; Apusomonadidae. Bases 1 to 2688 code for a protein of 895 amino acids.